CAGCCUCCGGGCGGCGCGGCGCGGGCGGCGGCCGAUCCAGGGCGGGGGUCGGCGCCCCGGCCAGCCCGGCCCGGCCCGGCCCGGGGCCGCGUCCCGAGCGUCCGCCCUAGCCGCUGCAGCCUCGGUGUCCGGCCGGCCGGCCAUGGAGGCCGAGCGCCCUCCGGCGUCUGGCUCGGGCUGCGGGCGUCCCCCACUCCGCACCGCCGGCCGGGACCCCGCGACCGCGCCCGUGUCGGUACCCGCGCAGCCGCAGGGCCCUGCUGUUGAGUUCGCGCUGCCCCAGGAGCCGGAGCCGCGAGCCGCGGACCUCGGAGCCCCAGGGGCGGGGGCGGCCGGGCCCCCGACGCUGUCAGCUCACAUCCCAGUGCCAGCGCAUAGAACCCCCCCAGGAAAAGCUCGACUGGACGAAGUCAUGGCUGCCACAGCCCUCACAAGCCUGUCCACCAGCCCCCUCCUGCUGGGGGCCCCAGGUGUGACCUUCAGCACAGAACCGUGCCUGGAGCCCUGGAGGGAGGCCCCGGUGCAGCCACCCGGCAGUGGCGGGAGCUGGGACCCUGCCAGCGAUCAGUCCUCUCCGUCUACACCGUCGCCGCCACUGCCCCCUGAGGCAGCCCACUUCCUGUUCGGGGAGUCCACGCUGAGGAAGAGGAAGAGCUCGCUGCAGGGGCUGUUCCAGUGCCUGUGGAAGCGCUGCGGGAAGGUGCUGAGCUCCGCGUCGGGGAUGCAGAGACACAUCCGCCUGGUGCACCUGGGGAGGCAGGCUGAACUGGAGCAGAGUGAUGGCGAGGAGGACUUCUACUACACAGAGCUGGAUAGUGGCAUGGACUCGCUGACCGAUGGGCUGUCCGGCCUGACCCCAGGGUCCCCCACGGCCUUGGUGCCACCCGCCUUUCCCCGCUUGGAGCCACCGGAGCCCCUAGCCCUGCCCAGCCUUCUGCGCCUGCCUGCCCUGCCCCUACCCCCAGUGCUGAGCACCACAUCCCCCUCCCAGGUGUGCCCCAGUGACCAUGCCCACCAGGUCACGGGCAGCUCCCAAGGAGCACGAGGCCAUAGCAGUGCCUCCUCUCAGGGCUGCCUGGCACCCGUCCGCCUGGAACCACAGACCACCCCUGUCAGGGCCUGUGUGCCAGCCCUGCCAGCCAAACCCAGUGCCAACCCAAGGAAGCCCCGGGGUGAUGCCAAGAAGUGCCGGAAAGUGUACGGCAUGGACCACCGGGACCUGUGGUGCACGGCCUGCCGCUGGAAGAAGGCCUGCCAGCGUUUCCUGGACUGAGCCUGCCCAGGGCCUCUCCGAGCUGCAGGGUCUUUUUAAGAGGGGAGGUCCCCACCACUCAGAAGUGCCUCUGAAGAAACCAGCCUUUGGCCUUUUGCACUAAAGCCAAACCUCACCGCUGUCCCCUCGGCCCCCAGUCAGCCAUGGCCUCGUCAGGAGUGUGAUAGGGCCACACAGGGCGUCCUCGAUGCACUUUGAGGGGUGUCAGGGAGGGGCGCCCCGCCCGCACUUCACCUGACUGAGGGCCCAGGCGCGCGUCUGCCGUGUUUGCUCAGGUCUCUCACGCCUGGGCUGAGCCAGGCGAGGAGUAAAAUUAAAGACUCGGGACUUUUCCAAAA
Molecule: messenger RNA, 1611 nt
Organism: Capra hircus (goat)
Lineage: Eukaryota; Metazoa; Chordata; Mammalia; Artiodactyla; Bovidae
Gene: SLC2A4RG
Product: SLC2A4 regulator
Exons: 7
Coding region: 143-1273 (376 amino acids)
Biological process (GO): regulation of transcription by RNA polymerase II
Cellular component (GO): nucleus
Molecular function (GO): DNA-binding transcription factor activity; RNA polymerase II cis-regulatory region sequence-specific DNA binding
Source: RefSeq, a predicted model, not a curated record